Messenger RNA from Porites evermanni, 1744 nucleotides. The record is from the annotation of a GenBank genome assembly. Lineage: Eukaryota; Metazoa; Cnidaria; Anthozoa; Scleractinia; Poritidae.
CUCAUCAAAAACUCCCUGCACUGAACGUUGCAAAGCACACGUAUAGAGUUGUAAUCGGACAGAAGCGAAAUCUGCUGCUGUCAACCGGCAGAAAAAGCGCAGACGAAAAUGCCUAAAGCGUUCCUUGUCAAGAAAAAGAGUGAAAAACUAAAACGAUUUCCUUCGAAUCUGUUCGUCAAAAGGCAGGCAAUCGGUGAGUGAAAUAAUGUAUUGUGUUAAUUCUGAUGCACUUGUCAUAUUUUGGACAGGUAGCGAGGAUAGAGAAAAUUUUUUUAAUGAACUUCGACCAAAUCAAAGCAUUCGCGUUUCUCGUGAUUUGCGCUCGCUCUUUGCAUUGACUUUGCCUAAUUAUCAAAUGGCUGCUCUUUUGCCACGAAUUUUUGAUCGCUGGUUUGCGUUGCUAACAGUGCGCUGAAUAAUUUGUAAACCAAAUAUCUGAUUCCUGCCAUGUGUUUUCUGCACACGCAACAGGUUAUAGUCAAGAACAUGAACAUGCUGCCCCGCAUAUCAAAAGCCCAAGAGUGCACUUACAAAUACCCACCGAAAUCAGGUGGGAGAAGAAAAUAUUCUCCUAUCCAGCAGAAGUUUCUGGACUCGCAGUGCUUAGGGAAGCACCAAAGAGCGGCACCACAGAAUCUCAGGAAAAACACAAACAACCUGACUAUAGGAGCGUCGAUGAAAACGGUAAUGAGAUCGCCCCGGGGCAGACAGCGAGAAACGAAUUACAAUGCCAAGAGUGCAGUAAAAGCUAUUCAUCGGUUACGUCGCUACUUCGCCACCAGCAAUACCACUGUCACCCGCAUCACAAGCGCCCGUUCCACUGCAAGUACUGCGAUAAACUCUACAUGUCGCUAGGAGCUCUUAAAAUGCACAUCCGAACGCAUACACUUCCCUGUAAAUGCAAAAUUUGCGGGAAGGCGUUUAGCAGACCCUGGCUUCUUCAAGGACAUAUUAGAACCCACACGGGUGAAAAACCUUACAAAUGUUCAAGCUGUCAGAGAGCUUUCGCUGAUAGAUCGAACCUACGCGCGCAUCUUCAAACUCAUUCGGAGGUCAAGAAAUACUGCUGCAGUUUGUGCUCCAAAUCUUUUUCAAGGAUGUCGUUGCUGCUGAAGCAUGAAGAAAACGGAUGCCCAGGAAACACUACUUGACUGAUUUAAUUCCAGAACUUUCGAUUCGACCGAAAAGUCCCAUUUGCCUUAAUUCGUAAAGUUUUAAUACCGCACCAAAAAAAUCUCAGUCGUUUUUUUUGAAAAAAUGUUUUUGUUGAAAUACGAAGCCACAAAUCAGGCACAACAAGACAAUACUAGUUCACCUUGUGACUAAUGGGUUUGCAACAGGUUAAAAACAUGGCGAUAGCUGUCCAUAAAGACAGAGAAAAGCGAUAACCAAACAAUCAAAGUCUUAGAAAUUCAAGGAUGCAACCGAAUACUUUACCAUAACAACUGGAUCACUCUAACUUUGCGGCCUAAAAAAGCGUUCAAUGACCUCAGACAUUUUGGGGAGCAUACAGAGAGACAGGAAGCAGAAACUCGACCCAGUAUAAAAAAGGAGCUAAAGAGUAGCUAGAAAAAAUUAUUAUAAGGUAAUAAUUUAUAUUGACGAACAGAAAAAAUGUACAAAGAUGAUCGUUUCUAAAUAAAGCGGAUUUUCAUUUUCAGUGCUCUAGUCGUCGAUGUAAUCCUAAGACAAUGCGAACGCUAUAAUCUGUUCAGGCAUUUAACUGCGCUAAACACCUGUCGAC